AUGGACGCAACAAGAACCCUAUGCAUCAACCAACACACUGAGGCCGACAAGCUGCCCAACAAUGUCGCAGUUUUACAUGUCAGUUCACUCGAACGAAUGGAGCUCCACCAAAUCAUGGACCGCUUGUGGAAUCUCGAAGCAAUCGGCACUCGAGAACGUGAAGUGAAAGAAAAGCAACGGUACCCUGCAUUAGAACAAUUCGAGAGCGCAGUCACAUGUCAACAUGACAGAUACGUCGUUGCUCUACCAUGGAAGCAUGACGUCUCGAUGAGCAAUAACAAAAAGAUAGCGCAAAGACGACUCGCCCAAGUGACAAAGAGGCUCUUGAGUUCUUCCCAUCAGUUGAUGCAGAAUUAUGACACUGCCAUUCGUGAAUACCUCCUCUCGGGUGUGGCAAAAAAGGUCACGGAGCUCACGGAUACAGUUGAGGGCCCAAGACACAUGUACUAUAUGCCGCACCACGCAGUGAUAAGGGAGGAUCGCGUAACAACCAAGAUAAGGAUAGUGCUCGAUGCCUCAUCGCAUGAAGUUCAUACCAAAUCCUUGAACGACAAUUUGGACUCUGGUCCAAACCGAAACCCGGACAUCAUGACUGUUCUACUUAACUUCCGUGUGCAUUCAGUGGCUUUGGUAACUGAUGUACAAAAAGCGUUUCUCCAGAUAAUGAUCCGUGAAGAGGAUCGCGACGCCUUGAGAUUUCUAUGGUACGAAACAAAACCACAAGAAGGGAAGCCAUUGCCAAAAAUAGAAGCCUGGAGAAUGAAUAGGGUGACAUUCGGAGCGGCUCCAAGUACCUUUCUCUUUGCCGCAACGUUACAUCAUCAUCUUCAGUGGACAGCGAAAGAGUACCCUGUGAGCAGCUGA
Molecule: messenger RNA, 864 nt
Organism: Ornithodoros turicata
Lineage: Eukaryota; Metazoa; Arthropoda; Arachnida; Ixodida; Argasidae
Exons: 1
Coding region: 1-864 (287 amino acids)
Source: RefSeq, a predicted model, not a curated record